AUGGAUCAGAAGAUAAAAUGCAGUCUAAUAAUUGCGGGCGCGAUCGUUAUAGCAGGCACUGCGAUUUGGUGUAUAUGGUCACUGUUGAAAGAAGAUCCAGAAACGAAAAGAAAGUUGAGGAAGGAACUUAAUGAAAUCGUUGAGAAAGCUUCAGCUCUUGCAGUGGAUACAUUCAUUACUACAAAAUCAAAUGAGUUUAUAAACGAUAAAUCACUAUUUGAAGUAAUGAUAUUAGGCGUAUCAGUAUUCAUUUAUGAAAACGAUAUAAGAACCGAAAAAGACAAUUUAAAGAGGAAUCGUAGCAACACGAAUCAAGCUAUGAUUGACAGAGUUGAGGAUACAGUAGCCUACAACAAAGCUUAUGCCAAAGCUAAUGACGCGAUAGUAAAAAAAGCGAAGGAAAUCGCUGAAGAACUAAUAUCGAUAAAAAUUAGGGAGAAGGUAAGUUGGCAGAGUGAAAAAGCGGCGAAAUCUGCUACAGAUGAUGCCGUCUAUAAAUUAGUUGAACAAGGAUCAAGCGUUGAGAAAACUGCCAAGGAUGAAAUCAGUAAAAAUGCUAAAAAAGCAGCUGAGAAAGUAGUGAAAAGGAUUAUUAGUGAUACAGUGUUGUCUACUAUUAAAAGUGCCGUCCAAACUGAGGGUUAUAUAGCUCUUCAAUGCAAAUUAGACGACAUAAAAAUCCAAAUUAUACACGAUGUUAUCCUAAAUGAAGCCAAUUUGGGAAAAUAA
This is a messenger RNA of Cotesia congregata, 729 nucleotides long. The record is from the annotation of a GenBank genome assembly. Lineage: Eukaryota; Metazoa; Arthropoda; Insecta; Hymenoptera; Braconidae.